AUCAAAAUGGCUGCGUGCAGGAGUUUACGGGCUGCUUCGAGGUUGCCGUUUCGGUCGCUGUUUUCGCCCAAACAGACAGUUUACAUUCGCCACACAGGUGGGCAGCUGCCUGGUACUGGGUGUGAGGCCUCAUUGCCCAGAGUGAGGUGGUGCUCGACAGCAAACGGCAGUCAGCAAACCUUUGAUCAAACAGCCAACAACCAUGGCAAAUUCCAAGGAGCUCCGGAACCAACCUCCGAAGGGGAGCGGCAGGAGGAGUCCGAGGCAUCGGUCAAGCGCUGCAUCCUGGAGUCGGCACUGGACUUUGUCCCCGCCUUUGGCUGGUCCACAGAGGCCCUGGCCGAGGGGGCCAGGGCCCAAGGGCUGGCUGGCGUGGCACAUGGGAUGUUCCCCCGGGGCGGCGGGGAGCUGGUGCACCACUUUGUCCGUGAGUGCAAUGCCCAGCUGGCCGAGAAGCUGGCCCGGGAGGUGCAGGAGGAGACGCAAGAAGAGGAGAAGGAAGGGGGAAGGAAGCGCAGGAGGACUAUCCCCUUCAUCCGGGAUGCCCUGGAGGCACGUCUGAGGAUGAUUAUUCCUUUUAUCGACCAGUGGCCCCAGGCGAUGGCCAUGAGUGCUCUCCCGGCCAACACCAAGGAACACUUCAGCAACUUGAUGCAGUUACUGGACGACAUAUGGUACCACGCCGGUGACAGAUCUUCCGACUUCAAUUGGUACACCAAGCGCAUCUCUCUGGCGGCCGUAUACAAGACUGCCGAACUCUGUCUGAUACAGGAUGAAUCCACCGACUACCAGGACACCUGGAUGUUCAUCAACAGAAGGUUGGAGGAAUUUGGGCAGAUGUACAAGAUGCGGUCUGACAUCGAACAAGCUGUGACUGGGGUCGCUUCAUUAAUGACUGCAGCUUUUACCGUUGGAAGGAACAUGGCCGGACUGAACAAUAGGAUUAGAUGAGGUCAUCUCUUUUGCAGGGCCAUGACCAAGAGUCCCUUGCAAACUUUGUUCAUUUGCCGAUGCACUGAAGAGAUGCAUUGUAGAUUGUUUUGAGAGCACUCAAUGCACCGUGGUGGGGGGAAUCAAUUUUACAAAACCUAGCAUAACUGCACGACAUUGCUAUCGCAACAUUUUGCUGUGCAACUUUGUACAACAAAAUUACAUUGGACAAUCUUUUCACAGUAGUUAUACUUCAAAGUCCACAACAUAUUUGGCUCACAGUCGCGUCAUUUUACGUGGCAUAACUUGUGGCUUGGGAGUUGUGUAAUAAUAAUAAUAAAUAAUAUAACUAGAAAGGAAAUUGGAAACGUCUUGAAGUCUGUCUUCUAGGGGGGGUUGACUCGGGGGCCAUGCCCCCUGCCAACAAAAUUGUAUUUUGUUUUUUUGAAAAAUGGUGAGAAAAAGGUCAACUUUGGGGAAACUUUUUGACUUCUCUUCACUCCAAAAGCAGGUAAAUAGCUCCAACAUAAAAUCUUAGACAACUUUCUCUUUUUUUUCUUUUUUUGGACCCCCCCAAAUUAAUGACCCUACAUCCACCCUUGCACUGCACAAAUCACCAGAUACAGUGAUGAAAUUCUGCAUUUGAAAGAGGAAUAGGAUGAAGGGAAUAUUAUAGAAUUUGGAAUCAAAUGAAUUGAACCGAGAAUUUUCUCUUGGAAAUCAGCAAAAAGAAGGUUGCAGAUGAUUACCGACAGUUUUUCAGCAGCGCACUGCAGUUUUUACAUUUGAGCGAAGCCUGGUUUCUUGUGGCAUGCCCAUUGGAACCUUUGCAUCCUUGUUAUUUUAGAAGUGGAUUUUCCGUCUUCGGUCUCAUGUCAGCCCAGCUGAGCACACAGAUCAGCCCAGUACAGAAAUAUUGUAUUGUAUUUUUACAGUUCAAAUAAUGAACGCACACAAUUUGUUUUCAGUAAGUUGUUUCUAAAAAAUUUUCAUGCGAUCUUCACUACAUCCGUGUUCACUUUGUGUUAUCUCUUCUGUUUUAUCCUUCGCCUCCUACAGGCUUCUAAAUUAUUUUUUGUGCCUUGUCAUCUGUACGAUGGAACUACAGAGCCAUAGUCUAGGGCCCAAGUGUGAAAGAUUUAGGUGUUUAGGCAUUGGUUCUGAAGUGGUUUCAAAGAUGGAUUUGCACUGGGGAGAUGUAAAUUAAUUUUGGAUUUUGAACAAGGAAGCUGUAUCUUUGCAACAGGUGGACUAGCUCUGCGGAAAUUGACUCAUAAAAAGAGAUUUGCGACCUCAAACCGUCUGCUUCACUUCUACCUUCACCACACAAACCUUGAAAACAUCUCUGUAUUAUUCCGAGCACAAUAGCACUGGGCACACGGGAAACCCACCACAGUGCUGGCCGUUGUUCAGAAGAGCCAUCAAGGGCCAAUUAGUUUGUAAAGUGGCCAUGCAGAGCUUUGUCAGGGUGAAACCGUGAUCAUAAAGAAGAUUGUCAGCGCAACAUUUAAAACGAGGAAGUUGUUGGUCCCCAGUCCUUGAAUUUUGCAUUCUCCAUUCCUGAUAACACAAAAUCCCUGUGACAGCAUGGUAAUUUGCAAAAGGCCCAAGGGCUUUGUUAGUAAAAAUGUGUUUGGCCAUAUCAGCGCGAUUCCUGAGUGUGCACUGAUCUUAGAUUAGCCAUUAAAUGUUGAGGCCGAGUAUUAGAACCGGAUUCCCCAAGCACUGAUUGAAGGUUUACUGGUUGAAACAAGUACUUGAGGGGAAAUUUGAAAUAGAACCGGGGUAAUGUUUUAUGCUGACACAGCUAUCCCAUUAGUUGUCUCCAGAGGUCGUAAGCGAUGAGUAUUUUGGGUAUUAAAGAUAGAAUGGGCUAGUUGAACCAUUUUUCA
Acanthaster planci (crown-of-thorns starfish) is the source of this 2822-nucleotide messenger RNA. Its product is annotated as ubiquinone biosynthesis protein COQ9-B, mitochondrial-like. The record is from RefSeq and is a predicted model, not a curated record. Lineage: Eukaryota; Metazoa; Echinodermata; Asteroidea; Valvatida; Acanthasteridae.